AUGGACGAGGAAAAGAAACCAGAUGCGAUUGAGAAGACGCCAUACCAAGACACCACCGCUACGAAUAGCACGGCCACGAAACCUUCACUCGAGCGAUAUGGGAGUCAGAAUAAGGAAACCGAAGCAAAUAUAUUCCCCGAACCUGAGGUAGAAGCUGAGGCGGAUCUAGAGAAAGGAGGAGUGAUACCCAAAUCUGCUCCAGCACCUGGUGGCAUAAAUCCAGCAGACUUCCCGGAUGGUGGACUUGAAGCAAAUCUAGUUGUAUUGGGAGGCUGGCUCUGUCUAUUCUGCAGCUUUGGUUGGGUCAAUUGCAUUGGUGUCUUCCAAGAAUACUACGAAGAACAUGUCCUCAUCGGCUAUUCUUCGUCGACAGUCUCCUGGAUCCCAUCUACGGAGACGUUCAUGAUGUUCUUUGGUGGCCCCUUCGCCGGCAUCGUAUUCGACAACUAUGGACCCCGCUACCUACUUCUCUUUGGGUCAUUCUUCCACGUCUUUGGUCUUAUGAUGACUUCCCUGUCGACAGAAUAUUACCAAAUCUUUCUAGCGCAAGCUGUCUGCAGUGCGCUUGGUGCAAGCGCUGUGUUCUAUUCAGCCAUGAGCUCGAUCGGUACAUGGUUCUUCAGGAAUCGUGCAACAGCAUUUGGAGUCAUGGCUUCUGGGUCUUCUUUGGGAGGUGUGAUCCUUCCAAUUAUGGUGUCAAAAUUGAUUCCUAAGAUUGGAUUCGCGUGGACUAUGAGGACUGUGGCAUUCAUGUUUCUAGGCAUGCUCAUUAUCGCCAACCUCACAGUCAAAUCGAGAUUGACCCCGAGACCAAAGAAAGUGGAGAUCAAGAAUUUUGCUGCUCCUCUCAAGGAGCCCGCUUUCGCUCUUCUCUGUAUCUCGUCGUUCUUCUUUUUCUUCGGCACCUUCUUGCCUUUCAAUUACAUCAUCCUUCAAGCACAAAAGCACGGCAUGUCAAGCAAUUUGUCCAUUUAUCUUAUUCCAAUCCUCAAUGCGGCAUCUAUCUUCGGACGAAUCCUCCCUGGAUUGAUAGCUGAUCGCUUCGGUCGUUUCAAUGUAAUGAUCAUCACUACCGCAUUCUCAGCAAUUAUCGUCCUAGCUCUCUGGCUUCCAUCCGCAAGCAAUGCACCCAUUCUCGUCUUCUGCGUUCUUUACGGCUUUUCCUCCGGAGCUUUCGUCUCAAUGGGCCCUUCACUCAUUGCCCAGAUUUCGCCCAUUCGAGAGAUCGGGGUGAGAAGUGGGACCUUUUUCCUGUGUGUUGCUAUUGGGGGUCUGACUGGCAAUCCUAUCGGCGGUGCGCUGAUAACAUCUGACCAAGGCGGAUUCACAUGGUUGCAGCUAUUCUGUGGCUUGACGAUGAUUGUGGGCAGUUUGGGAUAUGUGGCUGCAAGAUAUGUUCAAGUGGGUUUCAGGCUUAAAGUCAUAUAG
This is a messenger RNA of Mollisia scopiformis, 1428 nucleotides long. RefSeq names its product MFS general substrate transporter. The transcript has 3 exons. Gene Ontology annotation, molecular function: transmembrane transporter activity. The coding region runs from base 1 to 1428 and encodes 475 amino acids. NCBI's taxonomy places the organism in Eukaryota, Fungi, Ascomycota, Leotiomycetes, Helotiales, Mollisiaceae. Gene Ontology annotation, biological process: transmembrane transport. Gene Ontology annotation, cellular component: fungal-type vacuole membrane. The record is from RefSeq and is a predicted model, not a curated record.